Messenger RNA from Arachis stenosperma, 474 nucleotides. RefSeq lists its product as uncharacterized. The record is from RefSeq and is a predicted model, not a curated record. NCBI's taxonomy places the organism in Eukaryota, Viridiplantae, Streptophyta, Magnoliopsida, Fabales, Fabaceae. The transcript is spliced from 3 exons. Gene Ontology annotation, molecular function: nucleic acid binding. Bases 1 to 474 code for a protein of 157 amino acids.
AUGCCAAAGGUGAAAGCAAUUUCUACCCGUACUGAUGAUGCUAACAUGGUUGUUUCUUUAGUGGCGACGUCUUACCAUCCCCAAACAAAUGGACAGGUUGAAGUGUCUAACAAAGAGAUCAAGCGCAUACUAGAGAAGAUUGUGAAACCUCAUCGGAGGGAUUGUAGUACUAAACUUAGAGAUGCGCUACGGGCUUACCAGACAGCUUACAAGACACUAAUUGUCAUGAGUUUGUUCCGCCUAGUCUAUGGAAAGGCUUAUCACCUCAUCGUAGAGGUGGAACACAAGGUUUACUGGGCUGUGAAGGAAGGCAACUCAGGAUUGGGAGGAGCUGGAUUUGAAAGAAAACUUCAGCUGAAAGAAUUGGAGUGCAUUCGGCUAGAGGCUUAUGAUAACUCAAGACUCUACAAUGAAAAGAUGAAGGCGGUACAUGAUCAGAACAUCAAGAGAAGAGAGUUUAGAGAUGGGGAUUAA